AUGGAUGUUUACCGCGCUGGCAGCGCAUGCGCGCCAACAACAGCUGCUGCGAUUACGGCUGCUUCGCGCAUUGCUGCUCCUGCCGCUGCAGCUGCCACUCAACAGCUGCAGCAGCAACAGCUGCAGCAGCAACAGCAGCAGCAGCAGCUGCAGCAGAUCCGUGAAGGAGGCGCUGAGGCUGAGAAGCCUCCAGCCGAAUCUCUGUGGAGCUCGCAAGAUUCUACUGCCGCAGAUCCAGAGGACUUCUGCUUGGCAUUCAGUUCGGCAAGUCCAACGGUGUUUUCGCUCCUGGAAAUACUACAAAACAACCGAUUUGCUGCGAACGCAGCAGCAGCAGCAGCUCAUGCAGUGUCUACGGCAGCGUCAGCAGCAGCUGAUGCAGCACGCAGUGUGGCGAUGCUUGCAGGAAGUGCAGCAACAGCUUCUAGCGCAGCGGCUUCCCCUGCUCCGUCACGGCUGGAAACAGCUCCGUCUGCAUGCGUUCAGCGUCAAAAUUCAGCAGCAGACUCAGCACCGUGCAUUAGCUGCGCUGCUGUUGGCAGUCAACCAGCGUCGCCGUCUCGAUCGCUGUGGACCAUACACUUUCGUUGCAUGCUGCAACAGCCGCAGCACCAGCAGAUGCAGCAGCAGCAGCAGCAACAGCAGCAGCUGCAGCACGUCACGACACCAACAAGAGCCGCAGCAGCAGGAGCAGCAGGAGCUGCUGCUGAUGCGGGAUGA
Molecule: messenger RNA, 720 nt
Organism: Cyclospora cayetanensis
Lineage: Eukaryota; Apicomplexa; Conoidasida; Eucoccidiorida; Eimeriidae
Product: antifreeze protein Maxi-like
Exons: 8
Coding region: 1-720 (239 amino acids)
Source: RefSeq, a predicted model, not a curated record